GAACUCGACGAGAAGAUGGACAGGCUUAUAUAUUGGUUUAUUGUGGGUCGUCUCGUCGUCGCCCCAUAUUUUCCUUGUGCCGUUGGUGGCUGGACUUGGACUUGGACUGCGUUUGUCCUUCUGUCUGGCGUGGUCGGGGAAAGUCUCCUUGACAGGUGGGCAUGUUUUGAUACUGUACUCAGUCGUGGAUCCGAUAUUGGCUGCCCUGUCGGCCUGAACCGUUACAGCAGGAAGCGGAUCCUCUUGCCCUUGUUCGUCCUGUCAAGCCAUGUGCCGCCAAUGGGCCCGACAUCAAUCGAUCCAUGUGGGGUCGGUCUGGGAUACCAGAAAUGUAUUUCAUGAAUAGUGGAUCCUUACGUGCAGUACAGUACUGUACAGGUAUGGAAUUCAUUUUCGGCUUCCCUGCUU
Truncatella angustata is the source of this 408-nucleotide messenger RNA. RefSeq lists its product as uncharacterized. NCBI's taxonomy places the organism in Eukaryota, Fungi, Ascomycota, Sordariomycetes, Amphisphaeriales, Sporocadaceae. The record is from RefSeq and is a predicted model, not a curated record. The coding region runs from base 16 to 342 and encodes 108 amino acids. The transcript has a single exon.